Molecule: messenger RNA, 1185 nt
Organism: Symbiodinium sp. CCMP2592
Lineage: Eukaryota; Dinophyceae; Suessiales; Symbiodiniaceae
Source: the annotation of a GenBank genome assembly
AUGAGUUCCGCAUGCCUCCAUUGCUGCCUUUGUGCCCAAAGCCAUGGAAGCAUUGCAGUUCGAAGCAGGCAUGCAAGAGCUGCCUUGCCCCAACUGUCAGGCCGAGCUGCAUGGCUUGGCGACCCGACCCUGAACAAGGACGAUCGGAGAGCCUCCAGGCGAAGGGAGGCUGCCGGCCUUCUCGCGAUUGCCGCUGCUGUAUCGGUGCCUGCAGUUGCCCGCGCAGGGCCAUUUGUCAGUUUUUUGUCUGAUGUUUUGCCCGUAAAGGAAGCUCAGCGCGCUUUUGCGAGAGCCGACUGGGAGAUCCGAGAUGGCGUGAACCGGGUCACGGAAGUCGUGGCCUCCCCCGUCAAACCGCCAGAGGUGCCUGAUGCCACUGGAGCUGAGGCAGCGGUCAUGGCCGCAGGAAGGGCAGCUGCAGAUGCUGCUGGCCUGGACAGGCAGAAUCUCGCGCUUCGUGAGGCAGAACUUGCAGAGCAGGAGCCGAAGCGACUUCGAGGGCGGGCAGAAGCUGGCCUUUUCGAGACAGAAAUGCUGGGCUCGGUUACGAUGCAUAUGGCUGCAAACUUGGAGAAGCCGGCCUUCCAAGCGUAUUGCAGCUGGAGGGCCUUUGGCGAGGCUCUUCGUGAGAUGAGCACCGCCUCCACUACGAAGUUCAGACGCAUAUUUGGGCAGCAGCUGCUCGCCGGUCGGCUGCGGACGUUUCCCCCCAAGCCAACGAUCAAAGCGUCGCCUGAGCAGGCGACGGUUCUCGUCAAUCAGAUACAGGCAGCCCUGGUCGCCUUGACCGAUGCCGGAUUGUGCUCGAAAGUUACACCGCAAGUGGACGAGGUACUUGUGGAAGUUUGGGGCGAAGGUGGAAGUGAAGAGCUUGUUCUGCCAAUCUUGAUUGAAGGUGAUCCGCUGGUGGAUGCGCAGCUCCUUCUGUCUGAGGAGCUUGCACCACCAGUGCUUCCAGACCCGAUAUUGGCAGUACUGACGGCAUGGCUUGAAGAGGCUGCUGGACCAGGAUAUGCUUCCUUGCAAAACUAUUAUGUGAACUCCCGUUGGCGUGGCAGAAGUGAAUACUCCAACAUGGUGUAUGUUCCAAAACAACGCCUAUUCCAACUCACUUUACAUAGUCACGCACAAGGCAGCCUGCUUUGCAUGGCCGACUGCAUAUUCUGGCACAAGCCACUCGUCUAG